This is a messenger RNA of Pyrus x bretschneideri (Chinese white pear), 1476 nucleotides long. Its product is annotated as U-box domain-containing protein 26-like. Gene Ontology annotation, molecular function: ubiquitin protein ligase activity. The record is from RefSeq and is a predicted model, not a curated record. NCBI's taxonomy places the organism in Eukaryota, Viridiplantae, Streptophyta, Magnoliopsida, Rosales, Rosaceae. Gene Ontology annotation, biological process: protein ubiquitination. The transcript has a single exon. The coding region runs from base 120 to 1373 and encodes 417 amino acids.
UUUCUGUUUUGCAUGUUGGUAAUGUUAUUCUUCCCCCCACCCCUCACCCACCCACACACACACACACACUCAUGCAUUUGUAAAUUUGUUUGAGUUGGGUUUUCAUCCGUUGUCCAUAUAUGAAAGAACAAGUUGAAGAAAUGAGAAUUCCCCAUCUGUUCAAAUGCCCAAUCAGUCUGGACUUGUUCAAAGAUCCAGUCACUCUCUGCACAGGCCAAACCUACGACAGGUCGAGCAUCGAAAAAUGGCUUUCCUCAGGUAAUCUCUCAUGUCCUGUCACAAUGCAGAAGCUUCACGAUCCAUCCAUGGUGCCAAAUCAUACUCUUCGCCAUUUCAUCAAUCAGUGGCUGGAGAUGGACAACCAAUUUGAUCCUCAUUACUUGCAGACAAUUGAUUAUUUAUCUUCACUCAAAUGCGGCCUCAAAUCUCGUGAUGAGGGUACCUUAGAAAGCAAGGUUCAAGCGCUCAAAGAGAUUCGAGCUUUCUCCCAGCUAGAAUCGCCAUUCAGAAAUAAUUUGUUGCUUCAGCUGAGAUUCCUGCCUUUACUAUUGGAGCUUGUGUUUGGAGGAGGAGAAGCCGAACUGAAAGAAAAACAGAAACUCCAUGAAGAGUGCUACUACCAUAUAGAUUUUGUGGAGCAAGCGCUUUGUUGCAUCAUAACACUGCUGCCUCUCAGCGAGUUGGAGUCACUCAAUAUGCUUAGAGAAGAGAAUAACUUAGCAUCCUUCCAAGCUUUAUUCGCGAACAGCACCACCUCAAUCAGGAUGAGUUUGUGCCAUCUCAUAGAGGCAGCAUCAACGUCUCCAGAGACAAAAGGACUGUGUUCUAUGUUGGGAAAGAACAACCAACUCUUGCAUCAGAUAUUGGCUCAGCUGCUUCACCAGAACUUGAAUUCGGAGGAGGAUGGAGAUGCUGCAAUUAAAGCUGUAUCAGCAUUGUCUUCCCUGGAAGAGAACAGAGAGUUUCUGGUCAAACAAGGCGUGGUGAAUGGGCUCACUUCCUACAUGAUUUCUAGUGUGGAAGGACACAAAAGAAACUUGGCACCGUUGGCAGUGGCCACGCUUGAGAAGCUUUUAGGACUAGAGAGUGCAAGAGAGGCAGUGAUUAGUAAUCCGAACGGCAUUCAAGCUGUUGUUAAGAUGGUUUUCAGGGUAUCAGAUGAUCACGGAGGCAGUGAUAGUGCCGUUGGCUCGCUCAUAAUUCUAUGCAAUGACUCUUUACUGGCACGGGAAGAAGCGAUUAGUGGCGGAGUGUUGACUCAGUUGCUAUUGCUUCUGCAGAGCCAGUGCAGUGGUCAAACAAAAACAAAGGCGAGAAUGUUGCUCAAGCUCCUCAGAAUCAAGUGGUCUCAGGAAGCAAACCAGCUUCUAUAGCUUAUGUAUUACUUUCCAUAUGCAGACGUCAAACUAUUAGAUUAUCAAUGUGUGUAGUUCAUAAAGCAUUGAGAUUAAUGCAGGCCAACAAUUUUACUUGUUG